GUGCCGCUGUUUUCGUAAGCAGCGCUACAUCAGUUGAUUGCAGACCUUAAAGUCACGUCCAAAAAUAGACAUUAAUCAUUGCAGUUUAUAAUGAAAUCUGGAGUGUUGUAUAGCCUUCGACUUCGCAUAUUACAUAACUAAAAGGGAAUCGUCACCAUAGAAAACGUGUGUUGUUGCUGUAAUGAAUUAUCUCUUUUAAAGAAAGCGGAAGAAAGCCGGCUCCUCCCCUUCGCCUUCACUUAUCAAAAGAAAUUGUACCACUGUCAACCAAUCACUGUGCCCAGCGCCUUUAUUUCCCCUCCCCCCGCCGCUCAUUAAUCGAUACAUACACACAUUCAUACGUACGUGUAUAUUUACAUAUUCACAAUGUCUGAAGAGAGUGAAAAACCUCGAGAGAUUUUAUCCUCCUAUGAUGAGAUAUUAGAAAUUACAGGAUUAUUGCCCAUCUGUGAUAACAGAAAGUCAUAUGUCGGUGAUGAUGACAAAGAAGAUAAGGAGAAUUCCUCUCCACAAGGUGAUAAUAAUGAUGGUGGUAAUGGUGACAAUAUUCUUCGUCGUGCAGGCGGUGUCAGUGAUGAUAAUGAUGAUGAUGAAGCUAUAGUACCGGUACUGUCCACUAUACAACUACAACGUGGUUCAAGUUUACUGUCGAUUACAGCGGAUGAGAAUAAUACCACAAAUGUACGCACGAUUUCAAUUGCAAAAACAAAAAAUAAUGAUGUUGGAUUUAUGUUUACUGAAAUAAAACAGGGCUUAUUUGUUUCACAUGUCGAUGAAAGAUCUUCAGCCAGUUUGAAUCGAGUACGUUUCGGUGAUAAAAUACAAUGCAUCAAUGGUAUUGAAGUGACAUCGUAUUCUCAAGCGAAACAAUUAAUUGAAAAAACACAUCCAACUGUAGAAUUUUCAAUAAUUGAUUGUCCUUAUAGAGAGAGUAAAACGUUGUAUAAAAUACGCGGAAGAUGUGGUCUAUUCAUUAAUGAUGGUAUGAUAUUAGAUCGUACACGAUAUUUUAGUCCAAAAAGUGAUAAAUGCCCAUUGAAUUAUUAUAUUACUGAAAUCAACAAUAUCAGUAGUGUACGUCUGUUAGAUGAAGAAAUUGUCAAGUUGAUUGAACGCGUGAAUUCACCGUUCACUCUGCAUAUUGUACCACAAUGGUUUUAUGAAUAUCUUGUCUAUGGAUUGGAUCCAUCCUGUAGUAGUGAUGUAAGAAAGAAGGCUAAGAAGCAUCUGGUGUCUUUCAAUUGUUUUCGCCAGUCGAACAGAUGUGAUGAUCGAUCAUCAUGAAGUAUGAAUUAUUGAUCGCUUUUCGUCUCAUUCAUAGUGCACAACACUUCUUGUCACACACACCCUGUGUGUUCAUUACUGCUUUCUUUUAUUUUUUGGUAAUGUUAACAUUUCAACGCGCCAACCAAAUAUUGUGCAAUGAAUUGCUUUAUUUCCCGCCUCGGCCUUCUUCCCUGUCUCCCUCUCUACUGUCUUCGGUACGUACAUCCGUCGCAUUCACCAUUAACAUUCUCAUGUCAUCAUUUGAGCGCCAUUCAUACCUAUACUUUUCUCUCUCUAUCUCUCUGUUUGCCUAUGUAUUCAGUUCCUCAUUCUGCGCCCCCCACCCUCGUACGCGCCAUCUUCCACCCGUGUGUGUUAACAGUUUAUAAUAACCAGUGGUAUUAUUAUUAUUUACGCAUUUCUCUGCUACACAACAAUACCUAAUGUUCAUGAUCCUAUUUCCUGGAGACCGUCUUCUCAAAUCAUUUAUUUGCCUUGUUUUGAUGCUUAUUCAUAUAAUUUGUAAUUUUUGGUUGGUUAGUUUUGUUGUUGGGAUGUUGCUGUUUGUUGUGUGUGUGUGGUUAGAAUUAAACUUUUGGUUUGGUUUGCUUCAACACACUGGUGGUUCUCUUUUGAUUUAAUUCAAUGCGUCGGUGGCACAGCGGUCAGGACGCCUGCCGUCGUUGUACUUAUUUUUCGUUUAUAAGUGAAAUUCCUGUCUGCUAAUCCAAUCAAACUAAUUCGUUUUACUUUUAAUUAAUAUUUCUUGACAGCAUGGUGUUUUACUGUAACAGUUAGUCAUGAACUUUCGUCAGCAACACAGAUAUAAUCAUAAAUCUUUGGUUUGUAUUAAACUUGGAGAUAACAAGGAAUAACACUA
This is a messenger RNA of Trichobilharzia szidati, 2146 nucleotides long. The record is from the annotation of a GenBank genome assembly. Lineage: Eukaryota; Metazoa; Platyhelminthes; Trematoda; Strigeidida; Schistosomatidae.